UAGUCACUCCUAUUUCCUCCUUCAGGCAGACCAACAGAAACCAACAUCAGCCUUCACACCUGACGUGAAAGUCAUUGCAGUCCACCUGUCCUGCACGUCCACCAUGUCCAUUGUUUUCACUCUCAUGAUGGUGCUUCUGGGCUCUUCGCUGGUGACGACAUUUGUCCUGCAUCCCUCCGGAGAGCAACCUGCAAUGUCUGCUGACUCUCCUCUUACCAGGCACAACAGGUGCCGGGAUGAGUCAUUACAGUCCAUCAGGAAGGGACUCCUCAGAGAUCUCAACCUGCAGUCAGAGCCAUGGCUGCCUGUUGGUGGGCUGACCAGGAUCAGGGAACAGUGGAAAAACAGCUUCAGUGCCAUUGCUCACACAGCCAAGUUGACUGCAGUUCCUACACUCCCUGGCAACUCUGAGACACCGAGUGCUGCAAACAGCACAGGCCUGGAGUGCUGCCAGAGGGCUUCUGAGAUCUUCCUCAAAGAUCUGGGCUGGGACAACUGGGUGAUCUAUCCUGAGAGCAUCACGUUGGUCCAGUGCACGUCCUGCAGCUCUUUGAGCUGUCCAUCACACUCCGUCACUGCCCAGGAAAACCCCUCACAGGUGCCAUGCUGCCAGCCCACCUCCCAGGAAAUGAUGCCCAUCCUGUACAUGGAUGAACUCAGUACCCUUGUCAUCUCCUCUGUGCAGCUGACCCGCAGGUGUGGCUGUGACCCUGACAAACUUCAUGCUGCCCAGUGAGGAGGAAAGCUUGUUUUACAGUCCUGUCAAUGUGAGUUCUGUAGGCCAUACAUGAGUUUGUAACAGCAGUACACCAUGCAACACAGAAUAUGAGCUUGUACAAACAUCCUAUUGCAAAUCAAAGUCUCAGGCUCAUAUAGGUAGAUACAUAAAGAUCAAAGACAAGAGCACAUCACUGGCACUUAAACUUCUGUCAGCAGCACUUCCACUGUAUGUGCAAACUAUAUUUCUAUAACUUUUGGUAUUUAGCCCAUUUCCAAGUGUGUUCAUCAGCACCGCACAUGAGAAACAAAGUAAUCUUUAUCCAAGGUCUAAUAAUGGCAUUCCUAUACAAAUGAGCUUCCAAGGAUAGAUAAUAAGUUUCUGAUAUGGCAGACCUGUCUAUCCAUCCCACUAUACACCACAUAAUCACAUAAUUCAUCACGUAAUCACACCUCAUUACUCUCAGAUCCCAAUCUACAUGUGUAUGCACUCCUUUGAAAAUCGAUUUAUCAGAGCAAUCAAAGCAUUUCUCAUGUGUGCACAGAGCUAUUUAAGGCAGCCAUAUUUCACAAUAAUCCCUGGCUAGCAAACGUCAUGGCAAUAAAGCAGCUGCUAAGCACUGCUGAGUGUUCCCUACAAAUAUGUGAAGACUGUGUCAGUGUCUGAGGCCAAAUCCUCUCCUGGGACAGCAGCUUCUGCUGCUGUGAUCUGUGGAGUACAGCCAUUUACCACAACUCUGUUGUAUUUUACAAGCAGUGCUUCCUUUGCUGAAAAAAAAAAAAAAGUUCAUGUAGUUUAUUUCAACACAUACAUAUACAUAUAUAUAUUAUGGA
Molecule: messenger RNA, 1551 nt
Organism: Myripristis murdjan (pinecone soldierfish)
Lineage: Eukaryota; Metazoa; Chordata; Actinopteri; Holocentriformes; Holocentridae
Product: derriere protein-like
Exons: 5
Coding region: 104-736 (210 amino acids)
Molecular function (GO): growth factor activity
Source: RefSeq, a predicted model, not a curated record